CCGGGAUCACUUUGUGUAUUCACCUGCAAACUCAUGACUACACGUCCUAUUUUGGUGCGUGGAGGUGAUUCCAGCGGGCUGUUUGGAGGCAUUAGUGGAGGACAUUGAGCGCGCUAAUCAUCCCUCAUCUCUAAUUCUUCCCGUCUUGUUCCCGAGCCGCCGCGCACCGGUGUGAUGCCCGCCGGGAUGUUCAGCAUAGACAGCAUCCUGUCCGGCCGGCCGAGCUGCAAGGAGCCGCUGCUGCUGCACCGGAGCGGCCCGGUGGUGCUGUCCGCCGGCCUCACGGACUCUAUCUACACCGACUACAACGGACUGUACUCGGCCACUUGCGGACCUUCUCCCCCCGGGAUUCAGUCCGUGAACGGGACCCGGAUUGGAUAUAACGGUUACUACUACGGACAGCUGCACGUCCAGGGCGCCGGAGGAGGUCCGCCGUGCUGCAGCUCCGUGCCCGGCCUCAGCCCGCAGCAGUGCCCCUGCAUCCCGGCAGGCUACGACAGCCCGGGCUCGGUGCUGAUCUCUCCGGUCCCGCACCAGAUGAUGUCCUACAUGAACAUGAGCAGCCUGUCGCGGACCGAGCUGCAGCUCCUCAACCAGCUGCACUGCCGCAGGAAGCGGCGGCACCGCACCAUCUUCACCGACGAGCAGCUGGAGGCUCUGGAGGGCCUGUUCCAGGAGACCAAGUACCCGGACGUCGGCACCAGGGAGCAGCUGGCCCGCAAAGUCCACCUCCGGGAGGAGAAGGUCGAGGUUUGGUUCAAAAACAGACGCGCGAAGUGGAGGAGGCAGAAACGGUCUUCAUCAGAGGAAUCAGAGAACUCUCAGAAAUGGAACAAAUCCACCAAAACGUCCGCGGAGAAGCCGGAGGAGAGUAAAAGCGAGAUGGACUCAGACAGCUGAUAGUGACCCGCGCUCAGUGUGGCGGACUCCGCCACGUGCCGCCGCUGUGAUCUGACGUGUUGCCAUGUUGCACAGUUGUACAUAUCUACAUUUUAUUAUUGAUUCUGUGUCCGCUAUUUAUAUUUAAUUUAAGUCUUUUUGUAGCUGAAGUCGCGCCGGGACGUGACGCCCGGCGGACCGACUGACACGUCUGAAUAUAUCGUAAUGUUAUAUGUGACAUUUUUAUGGAUAUUACAUGUUGUAAUUCUGGUAUUUUCCUUCCGUUGUAACAUUAUUCAUAGCGCUCGGCCGGCCGCAGGGGAAACGUCCCGCGGCAGAGCGCAGCCGCACUGAGCUGCGUCAACAACAGCACCAGUUUCUUCUGUUACUUUAUUUUGAAAAAAUAAGAAAACCUACGUAAAAGGACAACGAGUAUACAUUAAAAUAAUAAUGAAACAUGA
Molecule: messenger RNA, 1340 nt
Organism: Acanthopagrus latus (yellowfin seabream)
Lineage: Eukaryota; Metazoa; Chordata; Actinopteri; Spariformes; Sparidae
Gene: gsc
Product: goosecoid
Exons: 4
Coding region: 175-900 (241 amino acids)
Biological process (GO): regulation of transcription by RNA polymerase II
Cellular component (GO): nucleus
Molecular function (GO): RNA polymerase II cis-regulatory region sequence-specific DNA binding; DNA-binding transcription factor activity, RNA polymerase II-specific
Source: RefSeq, a predicted model, not a curated record